UGCGCACUGGAGGCUGUCUGUACAGCGGGAUCGUUUAAAGGAAGAAGCGAGUGUAUCUCCAAGGAAACGGUGUCUGGCUGUACGAGAAUUAUAAGUAACGUCAGAAGCGGCUUAUGUGCUGAAGAGGGAGCAUGGCCGCGACCAUACGACACUCUGCUGCCGAGAUGGCACAACCAGUGAUCUCGUCACUUACUAUUCUUCCUACCGCUCCUGAGACCUUCUCUGUACUAGAGCAGCGAAUGCGUGUAGCAGAGGAACAAGCGGAGUCCCUGAUCAGUGAUCUGCAGGCACUAGGUGUAACCAGCCAUAGAUUCACAAAACUAAAAGUGUCAAAGUCUGCUGAACACAUUCGACCAAUCAGCCCAGUGAAGGCUUGGUCAGUGUUCACUGGAGAUGGUGAUACAUUAUGGAGAAACUGUGAAAACCUUGUCACCCGCAUGUGUCAUAUGGAAAGCAUGCUACACACUUUGAAGCUUAAUGUUUUCCGACUGCAGACAGAUCGGGAAUUGAGCACAAAACACUCAGAUGAACUUGAGGGUCGAUUGCUUCAGAUGCAAGAAGAGCACGCUCAAGAACUGAAAGAAGCACAACUGGAAGUAAUGAGGCUGCGCCAAAGGUUAAACUGUGCAAUUGAGGAGCUGGAAAGAGAACUGGAAGCCAAAGAGAGGCUGAGCGCAGCUCUGGAGAUUGCCACAACCACCAAGACUGAUGUGGCUAUCGCAGCUGAGGAUCUAAAAGCUGCAAACACGUCUAUGAGGCAAAGGAUAGCAAAGUUACAAGACAAGUUAUCACAAGAAGCUGCUUUGCGGGCAUUGCUUGAGGAGGAGCAGGCAGUGUUGUUUCUUACAGUACAGGACAUGAAGAACGUUGUAGAAGAGGAGAGGACACAGGUUCAGGAGCUGCAGCAGUACUGUCAGAAAAUGAACAAAGAAUGCAGAGAAAUGAAAGACAAAUUAGAGAAUGCGGAAUCAAGGUGUCUGGAAGCUGAAAAGGGCAACAAGCAGUUGCGGAGUGAAUUGGAGACAAAAGACUCGCACGUAAGCCAUGGGCAGGAGAAGAUUAAGAUUAUUAAGCAGAAGUGUGAAGAAGAACAGGCUGAACUUGCACAGUUGAGAGUGGACUCUGUGGCUCUGCGGGAAGCAGCAGAAAAAGUUCAGUGUUUAAAUCAGCAGUUGGAGAAUCAAUGCUUGGAACUAACUGAGACUGUGCAGAAACUUACCAACCAAAACCUACAUCUUGUGACAGAACACCAACAGGAACUCAAGGUAGCACAAGACACUAUGGCAAAAAAACUGCAAGAACAGGAUGCUUUGCUGAAGGUUCUUCAGACAAACCUGGGUGGGGAAGUGCAAAAAAUCCUAAGCGAGAGAACACAGCUGGAAACAAAACUACAAUCACUCCGUACUGAGCAUAAUAAGUGUACAGAAAAAGCAGCCCAUGCAGAGCAGAAAAAUACUGUGCAAAUGGAAAUGCAAGAAAACACAAUUUCUUAUCUGCGAGCUCAGCUAGACUCAGCCCGUCAGGACAAGGCAACUUUAGAAAAUGAAAAGAUAUUGCUACAAGAGGAGCUUUAUAAGACUCUUAAUGAUUUCCUGGAGAAAAAACAAAACCUGGAGGUUCAGUUGACUGAAAACAAGCUGGAACUGGAGUUGCUCCAGAGUUCUCUGUGGGUACAAGAGCAGGAAAAUAAAUGUCUUGUGGAACGCAUGGCAGUGCUAGAGCAAGAACAGCAUGCAAAAAGACAAGUGGAGUUACUGUUGAAUGAACUCACAGAUAGUAAGAACAACCUGGCAUAUGAAAAAGGAAAGCUUCAGAGCACAGUUGAGCAGUUACAAUCUGAUUUGCACGCUUUCGGUGAUGUCCGCUCUGAGAAUUCUAAACUCUGUAAACUUAACACAACCUUACAGGCUAGGUACACACAGGUAAAUUCAGAACUUGACUCAAGCAAAAUCCAACAGCAGAGAUUAGAAGCAAAAUUGCAGCAGACUGAACAUCUAUUACUUUGUAAAGAGGAAGAACUUGCAUCAGCUGUUCAAAGCAGAGACAAAGCCAUCAAAGAAGAGAAAAGGCUCCGGCAGCAGAUAGACACUUUGGAGGAGACAGAAGGACAUACUAAAGUUGUCCUUCAGCAACAACUAUCUCAUGUAUGUGAAGAAAGGACCAGAAUGUCUGAAACAUUAGAAAAUGUCUUGUCCUCUCACGCCAAGCUACAGAAAGACCUAGAAAUAGUACAGACAGAAUUAGGGCGGAAAGAUAAUGACCUGUCAAGUUUACACAAAGAGAGGGCUCGCAGCCAAAAAAAUGUUGAGAAACUAAACGCUGAACUUGCAGAAUGCAAUGCAAGGCUACAUGCUACAGAGAGCCAGCAGCGUGGAAAGAUAGAACCGCUGCAGAAAUUUGCUGCAGUUGCUCAAGAGGAUAACCGAAAGCUUGCACGUGCAUUGGACCAGGCUUUACAGAGAAACUCUACUUUACAGUCUCAUGUCAAUGAACUAGAGAAAGAGCUGCAAAGCAAAGAAUUACAUGAAAAACAAUUGUUUUACAACCAUACAAAAGCUGAGGAAGAUUACAGAAUAAAAGAAAAGUUAUUUCUGGAGCAACUGGUAUUACUAAAGAAACAGCACCAGGGGGAGAGGAAGGAAGCAAAGAAAGCAGCAAGGAAGGAGGUUACAGAGAUGAAGAAAGCAUUAGACUUUGUUACUGCACAAUCAACAGGACUCUCACAAACCGACAGGGAAUUGAGAGAAAGGGAGUCUAUGCUUCAGAAAGAGAUUUUACACCAAAAAGACAUUAUUUGCAGCCUCCAAGCACAGCUUCAGUCAUACAUAGAGAGCAAAGGAAGCAAGAAGCAAAAUGAAAGAAUACAAAAUCUAGAGGCCGAACUGACAUAUAUGAAGAACAUGAAGGAAUCUUAUGAAAAGAACAAUAAUGUACAGUGUAAACGCAUUCAGGAGUUUAUGAAUGAAGUCAGCAGCAUGCGCAAAGAGAUUAGUGCAGCCGCAUCACAGGAUGAAAAAGAAUCUGAUCUAAAGACUCUGUUGGAGGAAGAGGUGGAAUCCAGGCAGAAGCUGGAGCAGAGGUGUAAGGAACUAGAAUGCAGAGUUCUGAAGCUACAAGAGAAGUUGGGCACAGAAAUCAGAGAUGCUAGUGAACAGUCUGAACAAGAUUUUAACAAUUUGAAAAUGUCACCAUACUUUCCAACCUCUACUUUGGAACAUUGGGAAACCAAACAGAAGCUCCAGCUGAUUUCCAGAAAUGUGCUGGCUAAAGAUAAAACCAACUGAAGUUUUGAAGACCUUUUUUUAUAUGAUCAGUGCUGCUAGAAGUUCUCACCAAUUUCACAUUAUAAUGUCUGUACUGUGUAAUAUUUUAUUACUACACAUUUUCAUUAGUUUUUUUUCUUUUGCUCCAUUCUUUGUGUACCAUGCUUUACAAGAAAAGAACCAUCAACUUUGUGUUAGUUGUCACGAAGACAGCUUUCCAGUGUGUAUGGGAAUGUUUAUCAGGCCCAUACAUACAGAGGCUCACCCUAUUACGUUC
This is a messenger RNA of Hyla sarda, 3540 nucleotides long. RefSeq names its product coiled-coil domain containing 150 (gene CCDC150). The coding region runs from base 132 to 3284 and encodes 1050 amino acids. The transcript has 27 exons. Lineage: Eukaryota; Metazoa; Chordata; Amphibia; Anura; Hylidae. The record is from RefSeq and is a predicted model, not a curated record.